AUUGACUCAGAAGAGCACCAAACCUUUAUUUAAUGACAAACCGUGUAAGAAAAUUCACCACACAUCAGUUAAAAGCAGCACAACAUCUCUUUAGUUCAGACAUCAUCAAUCUAGCACCUACAGCUGACCGGAAGUUACCAAAAUACCCUUUUCUUCACCGUUCUUGAAUCCCAUUCCUUCAGCUUCAACAACAACAACCAGGUUAAUUUUCACCAUUCUUUAAUCCUGUUGUGUAUGCUAAUAAUAAUCAACAGCAGCCCAGUUUCUGAAACAACUGUAAGAUCCCAAAAGCUUUUUAAUUUUGCAUUUUUAGCGAAGAGUUAAAGUUCAUUUCUUGAUGAUAAAAAUCAGAUCUUUUGUUCUGUAACUGCUUCGUGUACUGCGAAUGAGCGCAGAUAUGAAGAGACUGUACUGGGGUUAUUUUGGUCAUUUGAAUCCCACCUUCAAGAAAGCUGUGAAGUCUUUAUCUGGGAGUUACACAAAAAGUUCAAUUUUUCAAUCUUUAACUGCACUACUCAUGGUUGGUUCAUUCCUCUGUUUUCUUGUAGUAAUGGGGUGCAGCUAUUUUUUCAUGUUACCCUCUACCGAAAAAGUAGUCGAUUCGGAUAAUCGAAAUCGGGAUAGGAUUAGUAUUAGCAAUAGCAAUAGUAGUAGGUCUAGUGAUUUCUUGAACAAGGGUUGCAAUGUGUUUGAUGGAAAAUGGGUAAUCGACGAAACCUACCCCUUGUACAACGCGUCGCAAUGCCCGUUCAUGGAACGGGGUUUCGAUUGUUUGGGCAACGGUAGGAAAGAUCAAGGGUAUCUCAAGUGGAGAUGGAAGCCCCAAAACUGCGAAAUUCCGAGAUUCGAUGUGGGUGCUGUAUUGGAGUUUCUUCGUGGUAAAAGGGUCGUUUUUGUCGGAGACUCGUUGAGUAGAACUCAGUGGGAAUCGAUGGUUUGUAUGCUUAUGAACGGUGUUGAGGAUAAAUCGAGUGUUUACGAAAUCAAUGGUAACGAGAUCACGAAGCAGGCUAGGCAUUUGGGUGUUAUGUUUGGACCGUUUAAUUUUACGGUCGAGUUUUAUCGGUCGGUUUUUCUAGUGCAGCCUGGUUUGGUGCCUAGGCAUUCGCCUAAGAGAGUGAAGGCCGCGUUGAAAUUGGACCAAUUGGAUGAUAUUAGUGGAGAGUGGAUUGAUUCGGAUGUGCUUGUUUUUAAUUCGGGGCAUUGGUGGACGCCGACGAAACUGUUUGAUAUGGGUUGGUAUUUUCAGAUUGGUGGAAAGAUGAAGCUCGGAAUGUCGAUAAAUAAUGCCUUCAGAGUCGCACUCGCCACCUGGCAAUCUUGGGUCGAGAAUUCGGUCAAUCCAAACAGGACCCGUGUUUUCUUCCGAACAUUCGAAUCCACUCAUUGGAUUAGUGGGACCCGUCAAAACUGUAAAGUAACAAUCAAACCAACACACGACGUGAAAGGGAGACAAACGAGCUCGAUAUCUGAUGCAAUAAUUAACGUUGUGAAAAAUGUGCCGAUUAAUGUAAGACUCUUGCAUGUUACUAAAAUGGGUGCGUUUCGGAGCGAUGCUCAUGUUGGCACGUGGAGCGAUAAUCCAACGGUACCCGAUUGUAGCCAUUGGUGUUUGCCGGGAGUGCCCGAUAUGUGGAACGAGCUUCUCUUUUCGUUUCUGCUUUCAGAGUGAAGGAAUAAUUUUUGAAUAUUCUUUUUGUAUUUUUUGUUUUGUUUAUUUUUUGGUUCUUGUUUGAGAGAUUCCUUGAUUCUUGUAUUUGUGUAUACACUAUAGAGAGAGGAACAAAUCACUAAAACACUCUUAUUUAACUGUGUAACAAUAUUAAUAUAUUGACUGCAUUUUUUUAUAUUUUUUUAAAAUAAAUUUGAAAAUCAAGAUUGGAAAA
Molecule: messenger RNA, 1886 nt
Organism: Erythranthe guttata (spotted monkey flower)
Lineage: Eukaryota; Viridiplantae; Streptophyta; Magnoliopsida; Lamiales; Phrymaceae
Product: protein trichome berefringence-like 7
Cellular component (GO): Golgi apparatus
Molecular function (GO): O-acetyltransferase activity
Source: RefSeq, a predicted model, not a curated record